This is a messenger RNA of Owenia fusiformis, 5851 nucleotides long. The record is from the annotation of a GenBank genome assembly. Lineage: Eukaryota; Metazoa; Annelida; Polychaeta; Sabellida; Oweniidae.
GUUGGGGUGAGCGCGGAUUUUCGACUGGCCUGGCUCCAUCGCCAUUUUGGAUUACGAGAUGUAAAUACUGUGGUUAAAGUGACAUUUCGUAGUACAUACGUGAGAUCGAUCCAUGAUUUUCCGGAGAAAGAGAGGUGAUGGUCCAAUCCCACAUUCGCACUUGAUUUACAAUGUCCAGACAUGGUUUUUUUUGGACGCCGACAACUGCAACACAGUUACGACAGUGACACAGAUUCGGAUGAUACAGAUCAUGUAGACCAUGAUUAUAAUCUACCCAAAGUUCGAGGGAAAAAGUUCAUCAAUAAAGGUCGCUGGACCAAAGAAGAGGAUGAUAAAUUGAGAAGAAUCUUAGAAGCAAAUCCUAACUCAGACUGGAAGAUGAUUUCCCAAUACUAUUCAGACAGGUCUGAUAUACAGUGCCAGACUAGAUGGCAGAAGGUCCUCAACCCUGAGCUCAUCAAGGGACCUUGGACAAAAGAGGAGGAUGAUAAAGUUCUGCAACUGGUGCAGAAGUUUGGACCAAAGAGGUGGACCCUCAUAUCCAAACACCUGAAAGGACGCACUGGCAAACAGUGUAGAGAAAGAUGGCACAACCAUCUGAACCCAGAGAUAAAGAAGACAGCCUGGACUGAAGAAGAGGACAGACUGAUCUACACAUUACAUAAGAAGAUGGGCAACCGCUGGGCGGAGAUUGCAAAGUACCUUCCUGGAAGGACUGACAAUGCCAUAAAAAAUCAUUGGAAUUCCACAAUGAGGCGGAAAUAUGAAAAUGAAGAAAUAGAAUCCAAGAAACAAAGAAAUGCUGGUGCAUAUCCAUUUAAUGCUGCAUACACUCCAAGUCAACCAAAUAGUAUGCAGGGUUUACAGCCAGUGAGGCUCUUCCAGAAUGAAUACCAUGCAGAGGGUUCACAAAUGAGCAGCCAUACUCAAAGCCAGCAACAGCAGCAGAUGCAUGGGGAGAAAACAACAAAAGUCGCAGGCGGCUUUAGCUAUGACAACACUAUGCAGCAACAUACCCCACAGGCCCAGCAGUAUCAGAACUACAAUGAUCAACAGACCAAGACUUCAGAUAGCAUGUCCCCUGGUGUACAGAAAUGGCUACAGAUGGACACUGAUGGGUUACUCUCUCCUUUGAAGUGUAUACCAGACCUGUAUAAUCAGAUACAGCAGGAAACAGAUAUGACGACAUUCCAGUUACUGACUGGCAGUAAAUCUAUGACCCCCAUCAAGUUUAGUAGCCUGAAGCAGGGCUCAGUAGGUUAUCGUUUUGAUGGUCACGCCAUAUCUUCUCUAAAAGAUGAAUCUGGUGGUUGUCUCAUCAGCAUCACAUCUCCUUUGGUAUCAAAACUCACAACCCCACCAACAAUCUUACGUCGUGGGAAGCGUCGGCGGAAUUCUGAAUCUGGCAACAAGUCUGACCUUGAGACGCCAAGUAAUGGAAAAGAAAUGCCUGUUAUGGUGGGCACUAUUAAAGAAGAAAUUGAGGAUGUGAAACCAAUCCCAGAAAUUAAAUCUGAACAAGAUUUUGACAGAGUUGAUGGAACUAUUGGAGAACUGCCUAAAACCCCAAAAGGAACUCCAAUCAAAGGACUGCCAUUUUCACCAUCACAGUUCCUGAACAGUCCAGGUAUACCACUUGGAGAUGGGACUCUGACCUCUACUCCUGUGUGUCAGCCGAGACAAGCUAUCACCCCACAACCUGUCAAACAGGAACCACAAGCUAGCACGCAAGUAACUGACAGUGAUGGAAAACCAUUUGUGACCCCAAAGACAAUAAGGCGUUCACUGUUGGAACUGACUCCCAGGACACCAACCCCCUUCAAGAAUGCCAUGGCAGAACUGGAAAAGAAAAAUGGUGCAUUGAAACCAGUAUCAGCAAACCUAGAUGACCUUGACGCUGUUAUAGAAGAAGAUAUGGCACCUAAUGUUGAAAGCCUCUUCCAAAGUUCUACCGACAGACAAGAAAUUGGCACUUUGAAAAGAAAAAUUUUCAAUAAAGAGAAUUCCCCAAUGAAAAAGGCGCGUAAGUCCCUAGAUAACAAAUGGUCCACCCCUGGUGAGGUGCACUUUGGACAGGCACAAAUAACUCAGCUCACACAUAAUGGACUGAUUCUGAUGCCUGAGACUCCUAGUAAAUCCUUGAUCGGAGAUUCCAGUUUGGUAUUUUCUCCACCAUCCAUUCUCAAAGAUACACUUCAUGAUACCCAAGAUUUGAAUGACGCCUUUGCUUUUCCUAGUUCCCCGCGGUCUAAAGUAAAGUCUAAGGUUACAAAACACCCUGUAAGGCAUCAUGUACGUUUUGAGGAAACACCCAGUAAAACAUUCAAGCUUGGUUGGCAGACAGUCGCAUGUGGGAAGACACAGGAUCAGUUGGAGCUCACGGAGAAAGCCAGACAACUUUACUGCAACAUCAAGCCCAGAUCACUUAAACUUUAAAAACUUGAUCCUGUGAUAUGUGUUAAAACAGCAUUGAACCCUCAGAGUUGCCAUAUAGUGUUCGUGUAUAUCUGAGUCAAAUUGAAUAAAAAGGAGAAACAUAGAACUGACUAUAAGAAAUGAAAUUGCCAGAUUAUACGAUGUGUAAGAUUACUGAGUUUCGUGGAAUUCUUAGUUGGGACAUGGCACAUUUGAACAUAAACAAUGCCAUAUAAUACAGAUAUGUUGACGUUUAAAUAAGAUUGGCUGGCAGAUUCUUCAAAAUUAAGUCGGAACAGAAACACAGAUAUAUAAUUUUCAUACAUAAAUGCCUUGAAUUUUUCUCCACCAUUAAUAUAUAAUAUCAACACAUCAUGUCCUACAAUGUACCAGUGUCUCGGUAGAUAGAAAUGUAAAAUAAUUCUCAGGGGUAUUCUGUUGAACAAACUGAUUGAAUUUUGCCAUUGCAUGUGGUAAUACCGGUGACCAAACACAAUUCUAUACUCAUAUCAAAACUAAUACACAUUGAUAGUUUUAGAUUAUCCUGGAAAGUACUGGGUAUUCCAGAUAUACUUUCAAAACGGUUAUUUUGGGAUGUCCAUAUUUAUAUAUAAAUCUGUAUUCCGCUUUGGCAUUGAACAAAUGUGAAAUUGCAUGGUGUGGUAUUUUAAGAAUGAAGUGGUUAAAACACAUAUAACAUAUCAAUCUUAACCCUUGUAUGUCUGAGUGUUCGCAUAUAUCAGCUUUGCAUGCCAUUUUACUUUGUAAAUAGGAGUUAAAGAGUUAAUCAUCUCUAUUAUUACUGAAUAUUUAUUGCAUGUAUUCUAUGUUAUCAUAGACUGUUGUUGAUGAUUUUUUUUAAUUACACUGUAAUCUAUUUGUUUACCAUUGUAAUGUUGUCUUCAUGGCAUCUGCAUUAUGUUUUACCUUUCAUUGGUAUACAUAUGUUUCAAAAUCUGUACGCACAAUCUUCUAAUCUUCUAUGUCACUAUUAGUCUGUAUUUCAGUGUUUCAGGUUUCUGAUAAUUUUCUCAUACAUUUUUUGGUCACAAUCAGUUAGCUUUGGCUAUGUGCCUGCUGGGUACCUAUGUUAAACUCAAACAUAUGUUGUGACAGUCAAACAAAUGGUGUGAAAAACUAAAGGUGUGAUAUAAGCUCUGGCCCGUAGAUUAGGAGCCAUUUAGCUUAUAUCUAAAAUCCUUAUGACAAACAUAUUGAAACAUUAACACUAAGUCAGGCCAGGGAGAUGUAAAUGUCCCAUGUAUCAGUGUAUACCAUGUAAAUGUGUUCAGCUGUAUAUAAACUAUUGUAAAUAAUAAUCAAACCCUGCAAUACACAUGGCUGGAAGUAAUUUAGUGCUGCACUAUACAGAAAUGCUCUUCUCCGAAAGUAACAUUUCUGAUUUUUCACAUACUGUCUGUAAGUAAUAUUGAAGCUUGAAAAUGGAUUGAAUUUCAGAAAAAAAAUUAUUUCAUUUUGUGGAAUUUCAAGAGAAAAAAUUAAUGUUCUGCACUAAAUUUCAUCUACCAUUUUUGUAGUUUCAAGAGAAAGAGAAUGCUUUUCCAAACUUUGUAUAUCGGCAUGAUAUAAGAAAUUAUAAAAGCUCCUCCAACUCGGCGCCAAUAUUGUGACUGUUUAUAUUGUUAUUAUUGUGUAGUGUACCCUCCAGCCAUUUUCCUUACCAUGUAGCAGUAGAUGUAGACAAGAGGUAAUUCAAUCCCAUGGUGCUUCAGUAUUCUGAAUGCAAUGGCCUCAUUGGUCAAGUUUGAGAUUGAGUCACCUCUUGCAUUAGACUAUGUUGUGUCUAGAAUGCUUAGAAGCGAUGCUUGGUGUGACGUUUUCCAUUUCAAAAUGUCUAAGAACAUUUUUAGAGUUCUAUUUCACAUGCUGUACUCUAGCGUGUCACUUAUGUGAGCUUGAUAAGCCAUAUCCAUUUAAUGUAUGGGUGGGAGUACAGGAUAUGGUGUCAUGUAUCAAACCACACAAUACCACCUGCCCAAUUAACAUUGAAAUAUACUCUGGGGACUAAGAGAAAAUAUUCACGUCAAGUGUUUGCUUCGAAAUUAAUGCUUAGAAACUGGAAUUUUAAUGUGACGUUAUUGUUGUACGUGUAAUUUUUAUCAUUGUGGGUUACUGAAAAUGAGUAAUGUUUACACCUUCAUAAGUUACUGAUAUGGCAAUUUGUCUUUAUUUGGUGUCUCUCCAAGAGUGAUAUUGAUUACAUGUACAAUGAUGGUGUAUUUUACAAAUUUGGAUGUAGAUUUUUGGAAAUCCAGAUUGGGAGAACUUAAGUUUUAAUCCUGUCAUAUGUCAUGUUUGUUAAUUCUAAUUAUUCAUUUUGAACUGGUAGGUCAGUCAAAUGAUUUAAUUGUAUGUUUCAGUAGCAAUGUUUAAAUGUUAAUUACAGUGUAAAACAAUAUGUUGAUUCUGUCAAAGCAUGAAUGUUAUGUACAUAUAUCAUUUAAUGUCCAAAAAUUUGAGAUUAGUAAUGCAAAUACCAUUCAUCUAAAGGUUUAGAGUAAUCGACAUCAAAACAAGUAUGACGUUGUUCUUAAUAUGAUUCGGAUGACAUACAUAAGGUUUGAGAAAAUGAAUCCUUUUUCACUUUAUGAUGUGAAAUUAGACCUUACCCGUAUAAUAUCUUCUGCCAGUCUAGUCCCUAAUUAAUAUGAAUAGGACAUGACGUAACAAAUAUAGUGUGGCUUGCAGUGUAACAGAUUUUCUCUAUAAUGAACUGUUGAUGCUAAAUUGGACAUGUUUACCAAUUGUAAAUUGUUGAAUCGUCAAAAACAGUUCAACCUGAAAACCCUUUUAACCAAUCUUUGUUUUGCAGUGUUGACUUUCUGAUCAUACUUGAUUUUAUGGAUACAUGUAUAUAAUAUCUUAUUGUUGAUAAAUUGGUAUGCUUGAGUGUCAACAUUGCAAAAAGUUGUAAUUUUACUAUGUUUAGUACUACUACAAUGGAAGCCAUGGUAUAUUUGUGAAAUGUGUCCAUAUAUGGAAGAAUGCAGAAAUAACCAAUUUCAAGAUUACUAUGUAUAGGAAUAUUAUAAAUUAUAUUUAUAAAUCAAUAAAAAAAGUCAUUUAGCAAUUUAGUGAUUAUUAGUAGUAGUAUAAUUUGUACAUAGUUUCCAUUUAUGUAUCAUAUUUUAAGUUUCCUAAUUAGACAAAAAAGCUUGUUUUGAAUUAUGUAGAUGUAGAACAUAUAGAUGGGUGAUAUAUACAAUAUUUAUUAAAAAAUGAUUCGAACAUUUGAUGAAACAUUUCAUGUUUGAUAGUUCCAGAAUUCCUGUGUUCCACAGCUACAUUAUUCAAAACAGGCGAAUUAAAAUCAAUUAAAAAUUAUAAAUGAGUGUGACUUUGUUUUAAUGUGUACUAUGUAAUUUUUCACAUGAAGUAAUAAAUAAAUAUUUUGUCUGCUUAUAAAUCAUAAGAA